UCCGAUUUUUCCCUAUUCACCCUUCAUUCCUAUUCACUGUGAUUGACAGCACUACUUUAAAUUUUUUGACAACUAAGAUACUUCAAACUUGAAGACUGAAGUCAAUAAUUGUAUUCGUAACGGAUUUUGGAGGGAAAUCACAUCUAGCCUAUUAAGCAGAAAAGUCAGCAAUAUUAAUUUAUACUAAAGUAAAAUGUCUCAAACGACAUUAACAACAUUUUUUAACAGUAGAAAAAGACCAGCAACGGAAGACAUAGCGAGUACGAAGAAUAAAAUAGCACACUUGGAACGUUUAGAUCCAAUCACUAAAACGGGUAGAAAAUCUCCAUUUCCUAAAAAUGAUUUACUGCUACAUAAUGGCAAAGAAUUAAACCAUGUCACCAAAGUUGAAAAUUCCAAGAAACUAGAUUCGGAGCAGAAGUUGACCAAAAAACCUGAAAAUACAUCAGAGCAACAGAAAGCUGUUGCCUUCAGUAAAAAAAUAAAUGUCUCUAAUAUUGCUAAAAACAGUGAAACCUCCAAAACGGAACACGUCACUGAAGCUCGAAAAGAACUAUGUUUGGGUGAUAUCAAAAAGAGGUUAGCUGGCAGCAGUAGAUUAUCCGAAUUAAGAGCUACAGCGGAACGUCUUAGCAAAGGUAUUCAGGAACUAAAAGAAAGUAGUGAUAAAAAGAACUUAAAAGAGUUUAAAUCUAUUAAUGUGGAUGUACCCCAGAGUCCUAGCAAGAAAUCAUUAAAUCGUCAUGAGUUUUUGUCACCUACGAAGCAAGACAGUGUCUCAAGUCAGCAAAUACCUUUACUGUCUCCAAGAAAAGUUUUUGUUAGUCCUAUCAAAAGUCCAAGCAAAGUACCAGCAUACAUCAGACAUGCCUCUUUGGCUGCUCCAUCCAAUCUUCAGCUGCCACAUCACUAUAGAUUUCUGGCUGAGCUAUUCCGAGGUAUGGAAACGGUUGUCGCACUCCUCUAUAACAGGAAUGAAAAGAUCACUUUCAAUAAACUGAAGCCUUCUAUUCAAGAAAUGCUCAAGAGAAGCUUCUGUGAAAAACAUUUGGCGCAAAUAAAAUACUUAGUCCCUGACUUUUAUAACUUUGAAGUACAGAAGAUUAAGAGUUUUACCUCUACAAAUCACAAAGAAACAUUUGAACUCAUCAUAUCUCCCAAUUUUCCUAAUGAUAUCAAAAUCAUGAAUCCAAGUGUUCUCCUUGAAAGGCGGAGAUAUUUCUACAAUACUUUACUUCAAUUGGUGAAAAAGCACCAUGCUCAAUUUCUCUCAACUCUGGAUCCUCCGAUUGAAAUCCCUGACAAUAAGUUAGUGAGAUGGCAUCCUGAGUUUGAACUUGAAAAGAUACCAGACAUUGAUGGAGCUAAACUGCCCGAAUUGCCAAAUACCGAAAAAUUCUCUUCAGCCCAAGAUGUUCUUGCAAAAGCCAGAGAACUUUUUAAAUGUAAUACUAAAAUGGAAAGAGCACUUGAAAAACUUGCACAAGCUAAAGCAAGAGGUUUAACUGAACAAGAAAAAGCUGUCACUGGUUUAAAUGAAUCCCCAAAGAAGAAUGUAUCUACUCAGAUAAGCCAACCAUCAACAAGUGGGAUUCAAAUUUUGAACCCUGCCCUUCGUAAUCUACCAGCGGCCUUAUUGGAAAAGGUCAAAGCUAAACAAGCAGCUAAAGCAUUCGAAGCAAUGACUAGAUCUUCGGAAACUGAACAUAAAUACCUGAUCUACACUCGCCUUCCAGAUUUGGCGAGGACUUUAAGGAAUAUAUUUGUUACAGAGAGGAAAAAUGUACUCGCACUCAAUAUAGUGCUCUCAAAACUUGAUAGCAGUUUCAAAUCUAAUGUCUCUGCUAAUGAGUUACAAAAGGAUAUAAAGCUACUGACCGAGGAAGUCCCAGAUUGGAUCAAACUUCAUGAAAUUAGGAACGCCACAUAUCUGAAACUAGACAAAAAUACAGACUUGAAGAUAAUAACUUCGAAGCUGGAAGCGGCUGGGCAAAAAUAUAAAGAUUAAGUUACAAGACUGAAUGCAUAUUUAAUUAUUUAAGAGUACAAAAUGUAUUAAUAAGUUUUAUUAUGAUCAUGGUUAAUUUAAAUUAGUGUUAGGUAUUUUGACUCAUAUUUUUUUAGUUGUAAUUAACAAUAUUGACAUAAAUUUACAGAUAUCCAAAAUUAUGACAUUACCCACAAUGAUCUAUUUAAAUAAUAAUAAGAACCAUUAUUGGGAUAUAAUGUAUGUUUUUGACAUUUUUAUAAUUUUUUUUUUUUUUGUACUUUAAAGUUAAAAAAUUCUUUUCUAACAAAUAAUUUCUUUAUUUUCUGAAUGUGUUUGGACGGGUUUCACCAAAGACGUCUUUUUCUGAAACUCUUUGUAUGCUUUUUUACUUAAGAAGUGUGAUUUUUUUUGUUUUAUGAAUUACUAAAAUAAAUUAUAUUAAAUUAAAACUCAAUUCGUUUUUAGUUUUAAUUCUUUGGCAUCAGUAAAAUGUUAUUGAAACACGCUACAUAUAAUAUAUAAUUUGCAUUAUUUCCAAAUGCUAUAAGAGUAAAUUAUGAAAUUAUUAAUUAUAGUUCAUAUGUUUGUAAGUUAUUAAAAUAUGUUUAGCUGUAAAAUAAAAUAUUUUUGUAAAUCACAAUCUCAUUC
This is a messenger RNA of Danaus plexippus (monarch butterfly), 2638 nucleotides long. It is a transcript of the gene dup, whose product is annotated as DNA replication factor Cdt1. NCBI's taxonomy places the organism in Eukaryota, Metazoa, Arthropoda, Insecta, Lepidoptera, Nymphalidae. The transcript has 3 exons. Gene Ontology annotation, cellular component: nucleus. Gene Ontology annotation, biological process: DNA replication preinitiation complex assembly; DNA replication checkpoint signaling; mitotic cell cycle. Bases 194 to 2008 code for a protein of 604 amino acids. The record is from RefSeq and is a predicted model, not a curated record. Gene Ontology annotation, molecular function: DNA binding; DNA polymerase binding.